Messenger RNA from Pungitius pungitius (ninespine stickleback), 3617 nucleotides. RefSeq names its product protein kinase C, iota (gene prkci). The record is from RefSeq and is a predicted model, not a curated record. NCBI's taxonomy places the organism in Eukaryota, Metazoa, Chordata, Actinopteri, Perciformes, Gasterosteidae. Bases 255 to 2021 code for a protein of 588 amino acids. Gene Ontology annotation, molecular function: protein serine/threonine kinase activity; ATP binding; protein binding. Gene Ontology annotation, cellular component: cytoplasm; nucleus. The transcript is spliced from 18 exons. Gene Ontology annotation, biological process: protein phosphorylation.
AAUGGACUCGUCCGUCGUUAGGCCUUUGCAGUGGGGAGUUGUUUGGCGGAUCCCGCAAGUUUUUCUUUACUUUACGUGUUAUUGUUGUUUCUCCGAGGAAGGCCAAACUCUUAAUUUUCAUCCACACUUGCCUCGUUGUACGUUGGGUCUAUCGACGAAGUUUAAAUAAAAAGUGUUUUGGGGCGUGGUACUCAACUAGAGAGCCGAAGAAGGAAGGAAGGCAUCGGUGACUCGGACUGACCACGGCUGAGCUUAUGAUGCCGACGUUGCGGGACAGCACCAUGUCCCACCCCGGCGAGAAUUCUCACCAAGUCCGGGUGAAAGCGUAUUAUAAAGGGGACAUCAUGAUCACUCAUUUUGAGCCAUCCAUCUCGUACGAGGGUCUGUACGGGGAGGUGAAGGACAUGUGCUCCAUGGACAAUGACCAACUCUUCACCAUGAAGUGGAUCGACGAGGAAGGUGACCCGUGCACCGUGUCGUCUCAGCUGGAGUUCGAAGAAGCCCUGCGUCUCUACGAACUCAACAAGGACUCGGAGCUCAUCAUCCACGUGUUCCCAUGUAUACCAGAGAAACCUGGCAUGCCGUGUCCUGGAGAGGACAAGUCUAUAUAUCGGCGUGGAGCGAGGCGCUGGAGGAAGCUCUACUAUGCCUGUGGGCACGCCUUUCAGGCCAAGCGCUUCAACAGGCGAGCCCACUGCGCCAUCUGCACAGACCGUAUCUGGGGUCUGGGAAGACAAGGCUACAAAUGCAUCAACUGCAAACUGCUGGUGCACAAGAAGUGUCAUAAACUGGUCACAGUGGAGUGUGGCAGGCAGAUGAUCCAGGAACCAAUCAUGCCCGGCGGGUCAUCGAGUCAAUUAGACCAAGGCGAACAGCCAGGGCCUCAGAAUAAAGACUCCAGAGAAAGCUUGACUUACGACGGUGAAGAGAAAGAGGCACGGAGCAGUAGAGACACGGGGAAAUCGCCCUCCAGCCUGGGCCUGGCAGACUUCGAUCUGCUCAGGGUGAUCGGCCGAGGCAGCUACGCCAAGGUGCUGUUGGUGCAGCUGAAGAAGACCGAGCGCAUCUACGCCAUGAAGGUCGUGAAGAAGGAGCUGGUCAACGACGACGAGGACAUCGACUGGGUCCAAACAGAAAAGCACGUUUUCGAGCAGGCCUCCAAUCACCCCUUCCUGGUCGGCCUCCAUUCCUGUUUCCAGACCGAAAGCCGACUGUUCUUUGUUAUUGAAUAUGUGAACGGUGGAGAUCUAAUGUUCCACAUGCAGAGACAAAGGAAACUCCCAGAAGAACACGCAAGAUUCUACUCCGCGGAGAUCAGUCUGGCGCUCAACUACCUCCACGAGCGGGGAAUCAUCUACAGAGAUCUGAAGCUGGACAACGUGCUGCUGGACUCUGAAGGACACAUCAAACUGACGGACUAUGGCAUGUGCAAGGAGGGCUUGAGACCUGGCGAUACAACGAGCACGUUCUGUGGUACACCUAAUUACAUCGCGCCCGAAAUACUUAGAGGAGAGGAUUAUGGGUUCAGCGUGGACUGGUGGGCUCUGGGUGUGCUGAUGUUUGAGAUGAUGGCGGGCCGGUCGCCCUUCGACAUUGUCGGGAGCUCUGACAACCCGGACCAGAACACAGAAGACUACCUCUUCCAAGUGAUAUUGGAAAAACAGAUCAGAAUCCCCCGCUCGUUGUCAGUCAAAGCCGCCAGCGUCCUCAAGGGCUUCCUCAACAAGGAUCCCAAGGAGCGUCUAGGCUGCCACCCUCAGACGGGCUUUGCCGACAUCAUGGGCCAUCCAUUCUUCCGAAACGUCGAUUGGGACCUCCUGGAGCAGAAACAAGUGGUUCCUCCUUUUAAGCCCAAUAUCUCUGGAGAAUUCGGAUUGGACAACUUUGACGCCCAGUUCACCAACGAGCCCAUCCAGCUCACGCCUGAUGAUGACGAUGUGGUCAAGAAGAUUGACCAGUCUGAGUUUGAAGGAUUCGAGUACAUCAACCCGCUUCUGAUGUCGGCGGAGGAGUGUGUGUGACGGGACCCGACAUCUGCUCGCGCACACAAAAACACACACACACACACACACACACGUGGCGUCCCAGUGUCUUCAAGCUGUAUGGAAAAGAGACAACCCGGGGACAUCAGCCUUCUGAUCGAGGGCCACACAUGCACAGUAGAACGCUUAUUUGCCAAAACCAGUCUCACACUCUGCCAUUUAUAACCACUUGCCCUUAAGCCCACCCACUUUUUUCAUUAUUUUUAUAUCAUGUAAAUCUGCACUGAUAUUGAUUUUGUCGUCGGGGCUUCUUUAUCUGUAGGCUACAAAGUUCUUCCGAGGUUGCUGUAUGUCGGGGGAUGAGGGCCUCGGCCGCUGGCAGAUGAACUGAACAUCCUUUCCUUUCAGCUGGUGGGGUGUUUUCACUGCAUAUUUUAUUUGUACAUAUAUGAAUCUUCUAUAAAUAUUAGAUAAGGUAUUUCCAGCUUCCAUUUCCACAACUUAAUCACCGUAAGGACAUCUUGGAUUCAGCUUUGUCACAACGCCCCAACUGUAGACAGAAGAAGAAUCAUGACACUAGCCUUAGAUAAAAAUCUAUAUAUUUUUCUCAUGUUUUAUUUAACAUCCUUAUAUAUGUUGUUCUAAUGUGUUGCAUGUCCAGCCAGAGUAAAAACCAAAAGGUUCAGGCUUUGUUGUUCAGAUGAAAAACACAACAACAUCUGUAAACCGGAAGGUGUCUGCGUCAAGUCCCUUCUCCCCAGAAUGAAGGAACGUGUACAGCAGCGUCCGACCAACACUAAUAAUGAGUCGAUACUCUCAAACUGUGAAUGAAAGAGUCCGCUGUGCAGGGAAACGGGCCGAGAGAGGAGCACAUCAUACCUGUACGCUGGAGCACAGGUUUCAUUUUACUGUCCAGACCAUCAACGAAACACAUUCACACAGGACCAAAAGAACAUUUUGCUGGUACGAAUAAGAAGGUACAGUAAACAUGAGAUGUGCUGUCCCAGGUCACAGAAUUUAUAUAUUCAAAUUUUGUUUUUGCUCAUUUUUAAUACUAUGCCUUUCUGAAACAAAUGGUCAUGUUUUUUUUUGUACUUUUCUCCAUUCCAUGCUUGUCUUGUUGAAACAAGAGCUUGGUCAGAAGCAACGACACAGUACCUACUGAAAACUGUGUCUGCUGCGCUUCUUUUUUAACGUGUACUGAAUUAGAUAUAUUGUUAAACUGAUUUAAAGCCUAUAAAAAGCAAUGUAGAGCUGUUCUCUACCCCCUGACUGUAACGACACUAAGUGAUGGGGAGGGAACCGCCACACACUGAAGCUUCCCACUACUUGGAAAAUGUUUUUAGCCUCACGUGGUGACCAGAGAACUCCUCCAUCUGUUACACACAUGUUACUUUAGCUUUUUUUGUCACUUUUUUUGUGAAUCAGAUUUAAUUUUGAAUACUUUUCUUUUUUUUUUAAUCACUAAAUUGAUUCCAAAAUGUUGUUGGGUGAAUCCAGUCGAGACACUAUUUGUUGUAUUUGUUGUGUUUCGGGGACGUUUACCACCCAGAGGACUCUGCUGACAUUAUUAUUGGUGUGCAAAGAAAAAAAAAACGGUAAAAUAAACAUUUUAUUUCUGUUCUCGUGGUAAUA